This is a messenger RNA of Athalia rosae (coleseed sawfly), 4253 nucleotides long. Its product is annotated as paired mesoderm homeobox protein 2-like. Gene Ontology annotation, biological process: regulation of transcription by RNA polymerase II. Gene Ontology annotation, molecular function: RNA polymerase II transcription regulatory region sequence-specific DNA binding; DNA-binding transcription factor activity, RNA polymerase II-specific. The transcript is spliced from 4 exons. NCBI's taxonomy places the organism in Eukaryota, Metazoa, Arthropoda, Insecta, Hymenoptera, Athaliidae. The coding region runs from base 3276 to 3983 and encodes 235 amino acids. The record is from RefSeq and is a predicted model, not a curated record.
AACGUUUACGGCGUUGCGGUAGUCGACGUUUUUGGUUUUGGCUCAGUGAACUCAUCUUUUCUCGGUAUUAUACACGGUAAACUGACAAGUAUAACUUAGCUACUCGUCGCGCACGAGAUAUAGAAAUAUUUUUUUUCACCCCGCGCGCACACGUACGUGCCUACCUUCCCUCGGACGACGUUACGAAAUUGUACAUAACGCGCGGAAAAGAAUGGGAAAAAGAUCGUCCGUUUCGUCGACGAUUUACGAUCGGCAGUGUCCACCGUGCCACGGGAUCCCUCUAUUUAAUACUUUAACGGGCAUGAAUUUCACGUGGAAAGCGUGAAACUUUAUUACGUAGUAGGUAUAUCCGUGGGUAUUAUAUGGGUGGGGAAUACGUCGCCCGCCGACACCGCCGCGCGUCUUUUCGUCGACUGCAGUUACAACGUGUGAUUGCGUCACGGUGGCUGACCGCAUCUGUGGUCAGACCCCUCGACAAUGCUUUAUAAUACGAACUGCUACUACCCGCCGCGGUUCGCCUAUGCAGGUCAAAUCUCAGUCUUCUCUCUAUGCGGUGUAAUUUAUAUACAUUUAUGUAUAUAUACAUACCUACCUAUGUACCCACAUGGGUGUAUUUAGCUGCGAUAUGUGAACGAUGCGUGCCGGAAACUGUCCAGAUCCCCUCGACCCGGCAAACCCGGCAGACAUUUAAUAAGUCCAUGGAAUAUAAUGGAGGAUAAUAUUCAUAUUCCAUGUUCACCGAUUCGAAGUUAACCGACGAUGAAUGUUAUUUCAAGGGCUGUUUGAUGAGGAUCCGAAGUCUGAAUUUCAUUCAAAAUAACAGUCGAUAGGUUUAACUGGAAUUACGGAAUUUAGUUACGUGCAAUAAGGUUGUGGAAAGAAAAGGAGAGGAAAAGAAAAAAAAAAAGGCAUCUGUGGUCAGUUUGCGGGUUGUUUUUCGUUGCCAUAAACCCUCGUUAAGUCGGACAGCUGUAUUUACGAUGUGACGGACAAUGUGCAGACGCGACGACAUCUUCCACCAAUCCAUAUAGGAUAUACACAUAAUCUAGAACCUGAUCCCAGCUCGCUCAAUAUUUCAAAAAAUUUAAGAACCGGGCUUAUUAGAGGCUUACAAUUAAAGCUGCCGAACUGUACGCAGAUAAAUUUUACUAACAACUUCCUGUGCUUGCAGAACAAUAAUUUUCACAUAAUGAGAAGUGCUAUCUGGAUCGGACUGUUAUACACAUCUUUGUGUAUAUCGGAAUGGUAAUAAAAAUGGAUGUUGCUUCCGUUUUCGGUCGGACGAGAAUAAUUAAACCGUGAUUUGUGUUGUUGAAUUUUGGUUGAACUUGAAAAAAAAAAAAAAUAUGGAAAAGAAAAGUUUCAACCCUGCGACGCGCGUCAGGAAUCCGAAAGGAUGCUGUAUCCGUAUAACCGCGCAUGCACUGGGCGUUUGUCGGUAUGAGACCUUUAUAAAACCAUGUUUAUAAAAACUGAAAAAAAAAGGGAAGAAAAAGGCAAAAAAUGUAACGAAAGAAGGAGAGAUGAGGAAAAUCUGGGAUAGGACGCAGGACACUUUGGCAUAAAAUAUAAAAGUCUCGGCCUCCCAGGAGAGUCGGAGGCCGCGGCAGGCCUGCCUAAUAAUUCUCAAGGGGCGUCACGACGUGUUCGUGUCAGAGCGUCGCGACGCCCGCGUCCGUCUUCGGCCGACGGUGAACGGGGCCUCCGACACAACCGAAAUUUUACUAUCGCACGCCGCACACCUACAACAAAACUAACUGCGGCUAUAAAGCCCCAGGUUUAAAACCCCGCCCCGUGAUCACCAAUCACUGUAUACGCGAGUAGCAGCCCAGUUGUAACGGAGUCGGUGUAGCUGAAAUUCGACACUCUUGUGCAAUGCGAUAUUAGCCGCUUCAAACCGUAGAGCGAACCUUAUGGAAAGCGAUACGGGCGCCGGCGCCAAGGAUCGCUGCACUUCUGAGUCUUCAAUUUUCUGACUAUCCGGUUCCUCCUUCAGAUCCGUUGAAUUUUACAAAUCUUCAGGGAAAGAGGAAUUUUCCUCCCCCCCGUCAAGAUCGUACUUUCGACGAAUCUCGUCGACGUUCGCGAGAAAGCUUCGUUUGAAGAAAAUAAAUGAGUUCAAAAAUUGGGGAAAAUUUCGCGGAGAGCUUUCGCUACUUCGGAAUGAAAACAUAUUUCGAUUCAGAUAUGAGCCUGAGAUUUUAAUUUUUCCAAUUUUUCAGGUACGUUGCAAUGAAAAAUUGCGCUUGUGACCGAUACUGCUCGAAGAAGAUGAGAUUGCAAAUAUCACGUGACGGGAAUAGAGAAAAAACAGAAAUCAUGGAAAAUAUGGCGGGUGUUGAAAGAUUUGGAAAAUUCGCGGAUGACGAGAGGCGAGGUGAUUCGAAGAUGUGGGCGAAGAGCGAUGAUAACCGUUUGAAACGGAGUAUCGUAUUGAGAAGAUGGUGAAACCAAUGGGCUCUAAUGAGGGUGGAGCUUUGGUCGAAAUCUCCACCUACUCUUAAAAUGCUCUAUUUCUUCCCGAGUUAAGACCGACUUAACUUCAUAAGUCAGUUGGCAUCUUGCCGCUUCGAAUGGACCACAUAAUUCCGGGGCGUACUAAGGAGCUAAUUGAAUUAGGAUUUCAAUAAUUCAAUUACCCAUGAAAUAUAUCGCCGAACUAAUUUCAUUACAGAUUAUAUAUUAUUUUCGUUCAAAACGCGUUGUAUGUAUACGGUUUGGAUAUGAUAUUGCAAAUUUUUAUUCAAUUCAUCAUCACCUCUGUACGCAUAGAGGAGUUAUUAAACUGUAUGGAAUGUAAAAAUAAAUAAAAAUCAAAAAAACUUUCUUCGUUUUUCCGAUGUUAUUCGCUUUAUGAAUUGUGCGCGUUUUGGUUUUUUUCCAACUUGGUAAGCGAUAUUACCAAGAAAAUGUAAUUUUUCUUACACGCCAGUAUAUAUACAGUGAAAAAUUCAUGAACCGCCUAUACAUACGCUGACCGUAUAUACGACAUCGAAUAUAUAUAAAAAAAAAAAGAAUCAUCAAACCGUGUUAACAACCAUCUUAUACUAAACGGAGAUAAUAAAUUAUCAUUUUUUACGACGCGCGUGCUCAAACUAACGUGAAGUGGGUUUUAUAAAUUGGAACAAAAACGUCGUCUCUGCUGCAGCCGCAUAGUGUAUAAAAACUUUAUAUAUAAUACCGGGAAAAACGAUUCAAACAAAAAAAAAUAUCUAAAAAAUAGGUGAAAAACAAAAAGGACGCAUGCAUAUAGUCGUACGCGGUGAACCGAUAUUAUGUUGAACUCUGUAGAGUCCGCACUGGCGAAGAUCGUCGCCAAUGACGUGAAUUUAUCAACUAAUCCUCUGCACGCACCCCAAGAUUUUACGGUUUCUCGUUUACUUUCCACACCAAGUCAAACUGUACAGAGCUGCAGCGGCGAUUCCGCUUCCAACGCGAGUCGAAGGCCCCGAAGAAGUCGCACGACGUUCUCCGCUCAACAAUUGGCAGCCCUAGAAAGAGUAUUCGAACGAACACAUUAUCCCGAUGCUUUCGUACGAGAAGAACUUGCCACCAAAGUAUCACUGUCGGAGGCUAGAGUUCAGGUCUGGUUUCAAAAUCGGAGGGCUAAAUUCCGAAGGAACGAAAGAAGUUCAGCAAUAAAUCGAGGGGUGGGAACUACAAAUUCGCGAGAAAUGGAAACUAUGUUACCACUGCGCCCUAUCAGAAUGACUCACUCUCACGAUAACGGGGUAGAAACACUUGCCCAGCCACCACAAGUGCCGCAAUAUCCGUAUGCAGAAUAUUGGAGAUCACCGCAAACCUACGCGACUAUACAACCCUCUACGAACUGCCACGGGUUCGUUAAUACCAAUAUUGGAGUGCCUUAUCAUCAAGAAUCACACGCCGCGCUCGACACCUCAUCGAUAAACACUUUGAAUGCUCUUAGAUUAAGGGCGCAUACUUAUGGAACACCUUACUCUGGUAUGCACGCCAGCAUGUGAUAGUAAAAUUAACUAUUAUUCUUGAAUAAUUACCAAUCUACGAAUUGAUUUUUAUUCAAAAUCUCUCCCAAGUAACAUUAGACUUUUGACACUGAUGUAGGCAUAUACCGUGCAUAUUGUAUUUUUAUAAUUGCGUAAGAACAAAUCUGACUAUAUACAGGAUAGAAACCGACUUCUAGAAUUAAUUUUCUAAAAAAUAUUUGCUAUUCUAUUGCUAACUGGACGGAAAACUUCACUUUCUCAGUCGAAAAUCAUUAUUUUGUUUCUGAG